AUGGCUCAAAGAAACUUAGUUGUUUCUAUCCAUUCCGAAGGAUCACUAUUCACAUGUUCAAAUGAGGGAUUCUCAUUUUGCAAUACGAAUGUAACUAGGUUCAAGAUCCACAUCAACUCCGACUAUUUCCAUUUAAAAGACCGUAUUGAAAAGAAGUUGCAACGUUAUGUUGAAGACAUCAUUUAUCGUCAACCAUUAUUUAAUGGAGAUGGUAAUACCGUCUUUCACAUAAUGACACCGAUUAAGACCGACGAAGAUGUCAGGUCGAUGUUUCAAUGUCAUGUAACAUUAUCUAAAUUACCCAGCAUUGAGAUAUAUGUUCGUCUAGUUGAUAUUCCCGAAGAACAACCGAUUGGCAAUGUUGAGGAACAACCGUCUCACUUCUAUCCAACGCAAUCUGUACAGUCACACGACUAUGGAAUGAGUCAAGCCAUUGACGAAGAGCCGACUCAAAAUAAUGAACCUUUCAUACCAAAUGAAGAGGUGGGCGAGAAUAGUGAGGAUGAUCUUGAGGAGGUUCGAUUUGAAGAUCUUUUCGGUGGUAGCGAUGACGAUGGCAAUGAGGAAAUAUUAGACACACCGGCUAUUGCACUAAGAGUGCAACCAAUUAGUUUGUACAAUCCACCUGCGCACAUGCAAAAUAUAAGUUUGGAUGAUGCCGAACCAAGCUCCGUUUUCGGCAGUUCCAUACCAACUCACAACUCUGACGAAAUUGAGGAGGGCAUAGAGUAUGAAGAUAAGGAAGACUGUCUUCUGGCGUUGCGACAAUGGCAUAUAAAACGUAGUCUAGAUUUCUCUGUGGUUAAAUCUGACAGUGUACGUUUUGUCAUCAAAUGUAGAAAUGCAACAUGCAAUUUCAAAUGCAGGGUCUCUUUGCGCAAGGGCAACUCAAGGUGGAGAGUUGGUAAGUCUAGUGGGCCUCAUACGUGCACAACAACUUCCAUGUCACAAGACCAUACAAAACUCAGUUCAGAGAUGAUUAGCAAGAGCAUAAUGGAGCUUGUAAAUCGGGACGCUUCUCUUAAGGUGAAGGUUAUCAUUGCUCAUGUUGUUGAGAAAUACCGGUAUAUCAUAUCAUACAAAAAGGCAUGGAUUGCAAAGUGUAAGGCGAUUGAGUCGCUCUAUGGAAAUUGGGAGACAUCUUACAACGAUCUUCCGCAGUGGAUACUGGUAAUGAAAACAUAUCUUCCAGGUACCAUUAUAGAAUUACAAACCCUACCUGUGAUUUCAAAUGAUGGUUCAUACUUGGGUGACCAAAGGAUAUUUCAUCGUCUGUUUUGGGCGUUUAGACCAUGUAUACGUGGCUUCGCGUAUUGUAAACCAAUUGUGCAGGUUGAUGGAACUUGGUUGUAUGGCAAGUACAGAGGGACUCUGCUGAUGGCUGUGGCAUAG
Molecule: messenger RNA, 1392 nt
Organism: Lathyrus oleraceus (garden pea)
Lineage: Eukaryota; Viridiplantae; Streptophyta; Magnoliopsida; Fabales; Fabaceae
Exons: 1
Coding region: 1-1392 (463 amino acids)
Source: RefSeq, a predicted model, not a curated record